AUGGCAAAUGGCGAACGCGGUCAGAGAUGUUUUCUGACCAUCAAUAUUGACGCAGUGCGAGCAGAUCAGAUGAGAGAGCUCGAGGCGACAAAGUUGAUGUGCCACUUGACAGAAAACUCUUCUGGUGCAGAUGUAAAUGACUUACUGGAUCAGCUUGAACAGGCGGCGGAAGAGGAGCAAUUUCUUAGGGCCGGCAAUGACCGCCAGUUCACUAUCGGUCCAUACUCUGUCUUCUCGACGAUCAAGGCACCAAAGAUCACUGUCGCUGAGCUUGACCCUAAUGAUGUGGUUGGUGACGACCAAGAUCCGCCUACAACACCGACACCCUUCGCGACUCUGAAUCCAUAUUCGGAUCCGUACACUUUUCACACUGGUCUAAGCCAAUAUGGGACCGAUAGUUCUCAGGGAGCCUUACUCUACGAUGACAGCGACUUCUUCAUCGGACACGAGACGUUUGACUUCAGCAUCGACCCAGCAGUAAAUUUACCACUCUCGUCACACUCGCCAAAGCAGGUCAAUCCACACAAUCAAGCACUCUCAACUCCGUUCAACUUCAAUGGGGAGCAGGAACAGCAGACAGAAAUUGAACUGGAUCCAUGGACCAGCCCUCAGUUGUGUUCCUCGCCCUCUAGCUCGCCUUAUCUCCCGUCGAAUGUCAGGUUCCUUCUCAAUCACUAUGCUACGCAUGUUAUCGAUUCGCUCACCAGUGUUCCCCUUCCGAAAGAGCGAUCGCCAUGGCGUGGUCUCCAUUUGUCCUGCGCAAUGACCGCCUACGGAGAAAUGGAUGUCCUCGACGAAGCAAGCACUACAGUUAAGGACUCAGGUUCCUUUCGACAGGCGAUGGAAUCAGCUCAGCACUGGUCGGGACAGGCGCAGAAGUUCCGCAACAUUGGUCGCGUUGCGUUUCGAAAGCACUUAGAAUCCAUUGACGCUUCCCACAAACCCAAGUACAAGGAGUCUCUCAUGGCUGCUAUGAGUCUGGUCUGCGUUGGCAUUAUGAGUGGUGAUGUUUGGGAUUCGCGAUUCUACAUCUUGCAGUGUGAGAACAUCAUCAGGAAGUUGGGUGGGAACAAAACCCGGUUUUCGAAGAAGGCCCUGCAGUUACAUCGGAUCUUUGCCUUUAUCUCCAUAUUGGAGAGAACAACAUUCUUCCAAACGGAGACCGAGUAUGGCGAGCUUCUCGAAGAUAACGAGUGCAUCACAAGUGAGGCUGGUAGGAUCAACUGCGCGACCAGUGCCCAGCAGGACCUUGUGGUCAAUCUGUCCAGAGAUAACGAGUCUCGACUUACAGUACACGAAUUGAAGCUUGAUAUCGCUCGGGAUGCCGGUUUCGAGACCUUCUCGGGCAUUCCUGGCACUUUAUUCGACAUGCUAGCAACGACAAACACCCUGAUCGAGAAGAUUGGAGCCAGGGCUCUGCGUGGAACAAAUCAAUACUCGAUUCCUAUCGACUUGUUGGAUGAGGUGGCCCAGCUGGAACACACGAUCUGCAACUACGAAACGGAGUCGGCGUCCUCAUGCCGAAGGUUAGACUUUCUUCAGUCCUCUACUGCUUUAGCAUACCUCGACACGGAUGAAGCUGCGGCAGACUCGAGCAGUGUGAUGGCAUUCAGCAUGCGCAAUGCAAUAUACAACGCCUUGCUGGUUUACUUCUUUCGAGAGAUUCGCAACACUAACGCCAAGAUUCUCCAGCACUACGUCAAGAAGGUGAUCGUAUGCCUCGAAACCCACCAAAAAGUCAAGUCACGGCACUAUUCAUCGAACCGGAUUGGGUUGGUGGUGUGGCCGAGUUUCAUCGUUGCAUGCGAAGCGCUGAGUGCUGAUUUGCGGAGUCGCGCCAUCGCUUGUAUUGGGCAUGCUGUCGAGGCGGGCUUUAAGAACGGGGAGAUAGCCCAGACUGUGGUUCGAGAGGUUUGGAGACAGCGCGACGCCGGAGAUGCGAACGUCUCGUGGCGCGAGAUUGUGCGGAGAUCGGGCGUGUUUAUGUUGUUGACUUGA
Molecule: messenger RNA, 1998 nt
Organism: Cyphellophora attinorum
Lineage: Eukaryota; Fungi; Ascomycota; Eurotiomycetes; Chaetothyriales; Cyphellophoraceae
Product: Arginine metabolism regulation protein II
Exons: 3
Coding region: 1-1998 (665 amino acids)
Biological process (GO): positive regulation of transcription by RNA polymerase II
Cellular component (GO): nucleus
Molecular function (GO): DNA-binding transcription factor activity; transcription cis-regulatory region binding
Source: RefSeq, a predicted model, not a curated record